Molecule: messenger RNA, 1863 nt
Organism: Magallana angulata
Lineage: Eukaryota; Metazoa; Mollusca; Bivalvia; Ostreida; Ostreidae
Product: prostaglandin E2 receptor EP4 subtype-like
Exons: 2
Coding region: 599-1744 (381 amino acids)
Biological process (GO): positive regulation of cytosolic calcium ion concentration; adenylate cyclase-activating G protein-coupled receptor signaling pathway; inflammatory response
Cellular component (GO): plasma membrane
Molecular function (GO): prostaglandin E receptor activity
Source: RefSeq, a predicted model, not a curated record
UGGCAAUCUGAAACAAGGUAGUGCCAAAUGGCGGAGAGUAUUGAAUGAAAGUCCAUUUCGACAACAAAUGAAACUGAUUACAAUCCCAGCUUCCUGGAGUUUAAUUUCAAACUCCUCGAAAAUCUGGUAUUUUAACAAUGGUUUUAGCAGCUAGGGAAAUUGGGUUUUAAUAUUGAUUACACAUUGCAAAUCCAAUGAUUGUCAUCAGAAAGGUUACCUUGAUACUCGGGACCAUAUGUUUCUCGUUGCGAUUAGAUGAAAAAAAAAAAUGGAAAUGUUUUCAUCAGCGCUGCUUGCAACGAACAAGCGAUCGACAACAUUGAUAAACCCAGUACUGCUGCGACACUUUGAUGAGUCGAAUGGAUAGUGAGACGCAUUCUUUACUGUAGACAGAACUCAGUCGUAUUAAUACUCGCCUUUGCUGAGUACGGUGCACAGGUUUUCCAGCUUCGUCCUGUAAUUACGACAAUGAAAUUGAUAAAAAUGACAGUGAUAAUAACAAUAUCGGAUAUUUUAAGCUUGCGUCAUAUAUGGAUCAAAUGACUGAUGUUUUAAGUUGCUCUAGCUCGUGGAAGUACACUGAGCUAUUUCCUUUGGCAUGGAAAACUCAGAUGCGAUUACCAAUAAAAGCUUAGGUUUGAAUAUUUCGAAUACUACAAGUAUGUUUUUAUCAGCGCCAUCCAGUGCUACUGUGAUUUCCAUGUUUGUGUGUGGAGUUUUAGGUAACUUACUGGCUAUUUUUGUAUUAGUGAGGACAUCGAAAAGACAUAAGUGGAAAAAUUUCUAUCGUCUUGUGGGAGCCCUUUCUAUAACGGAUUUGUUCGGAAUUUUAGCAUCGACUCCUCUUGUCCUUGUGAACUAUUUAAACAACUUUGAAUGGGUCGGAGGACAAGCAACCUGUGACUACUUUGCUUUUAUCUUAAUAUUUGCUGGUUUAACAACUAUUUUCUUCAUUUCUUUUAUGUCAUUAGAACGUUUCCUUGCCGUCUGCUGUCCAUAUUUCUACAAACGGAACAUCAGCGAGCAAAGAGUCAACAUUAUCACAGCGCUUCUGUAUCUGUUGUCCAUAACGAUAGCCGUUUUGCCGAUUUUAGGUUUUGGAGAAAACGUUAAUCAUUUUCCUGGUUCUUGGUGUUUCUUCAAUUUUUAUGGACAAUCUACGUUACAGUACAUAUAUUCGUAUCUGUAUGCCUCAACGGGUAUCGCACUCAUAUUCAUGACGGCUGCAUUCAAUAUCAUUUUAAUUGUGACACUUGCCAAAGAAAUUCGACGAAAAGAUUUACAAGAGAGAAAGUGCAGUGUCAACAGUGCCAGCUCUAGGCGAAGGAGACGAAAUGACAUUUAUCUCAUGGUUUUCCUAUCGGCCAUCUUAAUCGUUUUUGGAAUUUGCUAUUCUCCUUUAAUGAUAAGAGUUGUAUUAAAUCAAUCAAAAUGGACGCAGUUAUGCGAGUCAUGUGAUUUACUUGCCAUCAGACUUGCAUCAUUCAACCAAAUUUUGGACCCAUGGGUCUACAUCUUGUUAAGAAGGGAAAAUAUCAUCUGUUUUGUCAAGCGCACGAAACGAUUCAAAUCAACGUUUUUACAGCGCUUGUCAGGUAUCCAUAGCUACGGAAGUGAAAGAAUAGCAAUUAUCAGACACAGCCUGCGACACCGGAAAUCACCGAGCAAAGAUGUCGAUGACAAUUUGGCUGAGGUUAAUGCUAACAUCAUGCCAGAUGAUAUAAAUGAUGCUCAACAAAUAUAAUUUAAUCACUUAAGAGCAAUGCUGUGUAUAACAUUUUCUUAUAAUAAAAAGAAAAUCAAUUCUUUUGUUAUGUUCUUCAUGCAAACGAGGUUUUUUGUGUGCCUGUGCAUUUGGUAUUG